AUGUUUCCCGGAAUGAUGGUACGCUGCCCCACGAUAGCUCUCCUUUGCGUUCCUCUGUCUAGCCAACAUGACUGUUUUUUUUUCUUCGUCUUUCAUAUGUACCUCAUACCUCCAUUCCUUCUGCUAGUGUUUCCACUGGGAGUGAAAUCGCACGGGAAAGCUACCUGUCUGUUCUACCUUGGACUCCAAUUCCGUGUGCGACUAUUGAUGAUGCUUCAUUGUGUGGAUUUUUCUCAUAUCUUUGCCUCUUCUUCUCCUUCGGCCUUCCGGUUCUCAUGGAAUGAAGUUCCCAUCUGGACGAACGCCGCCUUGUCUUUUUCAUGUGAUUAA
Messenger RNA from Penicillium oxalicum, 330 nucleotides. RefSeq lists its product as uncharacterized. The transcript has a single exon. Bases 1 to 330 code for a protein of 109 amino acids. The record is from RefSeq and is a predicted model, not a curated record. NCBI's taxonomy places the organism in Eukaryota, Fungi, Ascomycota, Eurotiomycetes, Eurotiales, Aspergillaceae.